UUAUCUAUGGGAGAUGUUUACGUCUGCAUUUAUACUUUAAUAUUGACUAAAUUAAUAGUUCUCUGGUAAAAUGUAUACACCCUUUGCGUUGUUAGCAGCGAUUUGUUUCCAGCAUGGAACGCUGGCGGCGGAUGUUGACCAGCUUCAACAAGAAGUAGACAGCAUGAAGUCCCAGAUGGCGGAGUUACAGCACACCAUACACAAAAUGCAGGCACAACUAAAUGCUACAUCUGACUUGGCAGCCCUAGCCCACUCCAUACCGCACUCGGAUCCAGUAGCCUUCACGGCACACUUGUCCACCACAAUCCACAACGUACCUCCACACCAGCAUGUCAGCUUUGACCACGUCAUCACCAACAUAGGCGGAGCAUACAGCGCCUCUACUGGUCAUUUUGUGGCUCCCGUAUUCGGCACAUACGCCUUCUUUGUCACUGCUACAAACACACCUGGACACUCCACAUCUCUUGCUUUGAUGAAAAACGGCCAAUGGCAGUCAGUCACUUUGGCUCACGGAACGGAAGCCACGCCCACUCAAUGGGAAACAAGCACCAUGUGUACCAUGUUGCUCCUCACUUCCGGUGAUGAAGUUUGGGUACAAAAUGAAGCAAAGUUUUCAACGACGGAGGACCUGGACGGAUACAAUUACUCUUCAUUUUCCGGCUUCCUGAUACAUCAAUUGUAGCUUAACUCUUUGAUUGUGAUAGAAGCAAAAAUAGAUAGCAUAUAAUAUGUUAUAACA
Messenger RNA from Mercenaria mercenaria, 739 nucleotides. Its product is annotated as complement C1q-like protein 4. The record is from RefSeq and is a predicted model, not a curated record. Gene Ontology annotation, molecular function: protein binding. Bases 71 to 682 code for a protein of 203 amino acids. The transcript has 2 exons. Lineage: Eukaryota; Metazoa; Mollusca; Bivalvia; Venerida; Veneridae.